GCCGAGCGACAAGCGGGAGGAUUUGGCGGCAGCGCGAGGAGCUCGCGGUCUGGGAGGCUACGCACCAUGAGCGCGCGGCUGAGCGAGGGGGCCAUCGCGGCCAUAAUGCAGGGAGAAAAUAAUUUGAAGCCUGUCCUCCAAGUCAUUAACAUCCGUGCCAUCGCCACAGGAAAUGGGCCAUCUCGUUACCGUGUGCUGAUGAGCGAUGGGGUGAACACGCUUUCCUCUUUCAUGUUGGCUACACAGCUGAAUUCUCUAAUUGAAGAGGAGCGCUUGUCUGCCCACUGUAUCUGCCAGGUUAACAGAUACAUUGUUAACAGCCUGAAAGAUGGAAGGAGAGUGAUUAUAUUGAUGGAUUUAGAUGUUCUGAAAACAGCUGAUGUAGUUGGUGCAAAUAUUGGCAAUCCAGUACCAUACAAUGAAGGACAGGGGCACCAGCAGCAACGUUCCUCAGCUCCAGCAGCCAGCCCAACACACAGCAAACCACAGCAGCAGAAUGGAAAUUCAGCAGUAGGCCCCACUACUACUAAGUACCUUGGUCCCUCAAAGCAGUUUGGUAAAGCAGGUGGUACUAGCUUCUUGAGCACCCCUGGUGGAUCACAGUCCAAAGUGGUACCAAUUGCCAGUCUGAAUCCAUACCAAUCCAAAUGGACCAUUUGUGCUCGUGUUACCCAAAAAGGCCAGGUUCGCACAUGGAGCAACUCCCGUGGUGAAGGAAAGCUGUUCUCUAUAGAGCUGGUUGAUGAAAGUGGUGAAAUUAGAGCUACUGCUUUCAAUGAUCAAGUGGACAAGUUCUUUCCCCUCAUUGAAUUGAACAAGGUGUAUUACUUCACCAAAGGCCAUCUGAAGACGGCUAACAAGCAGUAUACAGCUGUGAAAAAUGACUAUGAGAUCACAUUCCAUAAUGAGACUUCUGUUGUACCCUGUGAGGAUGCUCAGCACCUUCCUUCGGUUCAGUUUGAGUUUGUGCCCAUCUCUGACUUGGAGAACACAUGCAAAGACUCAAUUGUCGACAUAAUUGGAGUCUGUAAGAGCUAUGAAGACAUCUCUAAAAUUACAGUGAAAUCUAGCAAUAGAGAGGUGUCCAAGAGGAAUGUGCAUUUGAUGGAUACAUCUGGGAAGAUGGUGACAGCUACUCUGUGGGGAGAUGAGGCUGAAAGAUUUGAUGGUUCUAGACAACCUGUGGUAGCCAUCAAAGGAGCCAGAGUCUCUGAUUUCGGUGGCCGGAGUCUCUCUGUUCUGUCCUCAAGCACGGUUGUGGUGAACCCAGAUAGUCCAGAGGCAUUUAAGCUCCGAGGAUGGUUUGACUCUGAAGGGCAGCUUUUGGAAUGUACCUCAAUCUCUGAUCUGAGAGGUGGACCAACAAUUGGGGGAAAUACCAACUGGAAAACUUUGCAUGAAGCUAAAUCUGAAAAUUUGGGACAAGGAGAUAAGGCAGAUUAUUUUAGCUGCGUGGGCACAGUGGUAUUCCUGCGCAAAGAGAACUGCAUGUACCAGGCAUGUCCCUCUCAGGACUGCAAUAAGAAAGUGAUAGACCAACAAAAUGGACUGUAUCGCUGUGAGAAAUGCGAUCGCGAGUUCCCCAACUUCAAGUAUCGCAUGAUACUCUCGGUGAACAUUGCAGACUGUCAGGAGAAUCAGUGGGUGACUUGUUUUCAGGAGUCAGCAGAGGUCAUUCUUGGGCAAAAUGCUGCUUUCCUGGGAGAACUGAAAGAAAAGAAUGAGCAGGCAUUUGAGGAAGUGUUCCAAAAUGCCAACUUCAGCUCAUACGAAUUCAGGAUCAGAGUCAAGCUGGAGACUUACAAUGAUGAAUCUCGUAUUAAAGCCACAGUAAUGGAUGUGAAGCCUGUGAACCACAAAGAAUACAGCAAGAGGCUGAUCAUGAACAUCAGAAAAAACGCAGUGCAGCUAGGAUAAGAAGGAUGGUGUUGAUUGAGCUGAAACUAGAACUUCCACACAGAAUAACUAAAGAGCUGAAGUUAAAUUGAUUUCUUCCCACCCCAUGUGACAAUUUGGCAUUAGUUAUGCAGUGCAUGGUAGCCCUUUAUAGUGGGUAAGUGAUUUCAUGGAAUCCUGUGUGCAGAUAUCCCAGUGGUAAGUUAAAAGAAAGUGCACUCAGGAGGCCUUGGUGUAUUGUGGACUAUCUUGGUCAAUUAAACUAUGGCAGAGCUAAAGAGGAAUCGCUAGACAAACUGAUACUAGUUGCUCCUGCAGGCUUGCAACCUGUGUUAAGAUUUCAUUCUUCAGACAUUUUGUAUGCCUUUGCUAAAGUAACUUUGCUCUCUUCAGAGAUUUAAAGCUAAAAUACAGACUCUUUUUUUUUUUUUUUUUAAACACUAGAAGAGACUGGUGAUACCCUUGGCACUUUUGACUUGUUCUGAAGUGGGUGAGAAGGAGGGAAGGAGAGACUGUCAUACAGCUUUCUGAUGUGGACUAAGGAGAAAGGGCCUAUUAGCACGAGUCAGUCCUCCUUCUGCAGAAUUCAAAGGCUUUCUCUUUCCACAGGUGCCAGGCAGUUGUUAAUGCUUGGAAUGGCAAUAUGGUAGAAUUAUUAAUCAAAGACACAUCUCUCAUAUAUCUGAAGAAUAUCCUUCCUUCAGGGUUUAUCAGACUGAGUCAGAUGGGUCUGAUAUUAAUCAAAAUUGUCUCUUCUGGGAGAGGCUGAUAAGCAUUGACUCUCUGUCCCCCCAGGGAAAUCUAGGCAACUACAAAGCAUUGCUUUAGUUUUCACUUCACAUGCUUCCUGCCUUAUACAUAUUUCUUGUGCUGGUGUUUAAUUUCUUUGUUUUUGUUUGUAAAAGUGUUAAUCAGAAACAAGUUUUUAAAUGGGGGGGGCACUUUAUGUUAAAACUGUGUUUCAAUAAACAGUAACAAUAAACAACAAAGCUUUGUUUGUU
Malaclemys terrapin pileata is the source of this 2897-nucleotide messenger RNA. It is a transcript of the gene RPA1, whose product is annotated as replication protein A1. Gene Ontology annotation, cellular component: nucleus; DNA replication factor A complex. Lineage: Eukaryota; Metazoa; Chordata; Testudines; Emydidae. The record is from RefSeq and is a predicted model, not a curated record. Gene Ontology annotation, biological process: nucleotide-excision repair; telomere maintenance via telomerase; double-strand break repair via homologous recombination. Gene Ontology annotation, molecular function: damaged DNA binding; single-stranded telomeric DNA binding. The coding region runs from base 67 to 1917 and encodes 616 amino acids. The transcript is spliced from 17 exons.